Messenger RNA from Sphaeroforma arctica JP610, 600 nucleotides. RefSeq lists its product as hypothetical. The transcript is spliced from 3 exons. NCBI's taxonomy places the organism in Eukaryota, Ichthyosporea, Ichthyophonida. The annotation marks the transcript as partial. The record is from RefSeq and is a predicted model, not a curated record.
UCUCAAGCCUGAGGACAACGGUACGAAUACCGAUACGAGUAACGGGAUCAAUAACGGGAUAGAUUAUGGGACAGCCACUUCCAAGGAGUCCAGAUUAAAGACUGAGGCGCUCAGGGUUAUGCGGAAGGCGAGAUCAUUCACACCCGCGACUGGUACGAAUAUUUUGCGCAGCAAACGUCCAGGAUUCGUACCCGCAGACGAAAAAGGGACUGAAAUUGCCCCAAAAUCAUCAUCGAGGGUGUUCGCCAAUGCCAGAGAUAUCCCAUUCAAGGAUUUUGAUCCGGUGCUGUUUGAGGCGAUUUGUUACUCGGUGGACAACUUCUCGGGACUCCACCGUCGACUUUAUCGGUUGGUGCACUACUUCCUGAAGCCCGCAUUCGGAGCCAAUCAGAUGAAAGAUUCUAAUAAUAGAGCUCUCGCAGCCAAUCAGAACCCCGAGUCUAAAAAAAAAAUCUCUCAAGCAUACCUUGUCUAAGAGAGGGGCACCUGCUAAAAAGGAUGAGAAAGCAAACGGUACCGAGAAACGGGCAGUUCCUAUGGAAGGGAGCUCUGAUGCAGAGGCCAAAGCGACUGCAACAACCAGCAGUGGUACAGAAGGUA